Molecule: messenger RNA, 3635 nt
Organism: Cornus florida
Lineage: Eukaryota; Viridiplantae; Streptophyta; Magnoliopsida; Cornales; Cornaceae
Product: katanin p80 WD40 repeat-containing subunit B1 homolog KTN80.4-like
Exons: 21
Coding region: 751-3213 (820 amino acids)
Biological process (GO): microtubule depolymerization; microtubule severing
Cellular component (GO): katanin complex
Molecular function (GO): microtubule binding
Source: RefSeq, a predicted model, not a curated record
CCCUCUUAAAUAAGAAAAAUAAGGGGAAAAAUAGAAAGAGGAGGACACUGAUUCAAGAUUUUGAGUUACAAAGAGAGGGAGAGGAGGGGUAACUUUUUUUUUAAUUCCUAAUCGGUUUCUCCUUAAAAACCAUUAUUGUUGUGGACUCGCCUCUAAUGAUGAUUGAGAGAUAUUGAAAACCCCUCUCCUUCUCUCUUUGCCCCCACUCUCUCUCUCUCUCUCUCCUUGUUGCAACAUCGCUUUUGGGUUUGGGCUCUUAUUUUUUUCGCUUUAUUGUGCCAAAUGAGUGUAUUUGAAAUAGCAAAGAAAAAAAACCCAUUUCGCUCUCUAUCAUCACUGUGUGUACGAUUACAAAUUGAAAUCCUUGUGGUUAGUUAUAUACUACUAUUGUUGUGUAUAUAAAGAUAGAUCGGUGGUUGGGAUUAUAUACACAGUAUAUUAGUUUUUGGGUGGGUGAGAGAGAAGUGAGAACCAAGAAGAAGAAGAAAAAGAGGGAAAAUGCAAAGCUUGUAGUGUUUGUUGGUAGAAGUUACCUAUUUUGUUUUUUGCAGUUUGAAGCAAAGAAAGGACAAGUGUAAGUGCAUUCAUUCAUCAAAGGAAAUGUGUGAGGUUUUCGAGAUCUGGGUCGUCCCAGAGGAUGUAAGAUGAACGGAGAUUCGAAGAGAGAGUUGCUGCUGCUGAUGCGAGUGCUUGUUAGGGUUUCGUUGCAAUUACCCUUUUCGUCAGUGGAAUUGAUUUCUUUUUCUCCUCAUGACUACCACCAAACGUGCUUAUAAGUUACAGGAAUUUGUGGCUCAUGCUUCCAGUGUCAAUUGCCUCAAGAUUGGAAGGAAGUCAUCAAGGGUUCUUGUCACUGGAGGAGAAGAUCAUAAAGUAAACCUGUGGGCUAUUGGCAAACCCAAUGCCAUACUGAGUCUAUCUGGUCAUUCAAGCGGAAUUGACUCCGUCAGCUUUGAUUCUUCAGAAGUGUUGGUAGCUGCAGGAGCAGCAAGUGGUACAAUCAAACUUUGGGAUUUAGAGGAGGCAAAGAUUGUUCGCACCCUCACCGGUCACCGAUCCAAUUGUAUAUCAUUGGACUUCCAUCCCUUUGGGGAGUUCUUUGCCUCUGGAUCUCUUGAUACGAAUCUAAAGAUAUGGGAUAUAAGACGAAAAGGUUGUAUUCACACAUACAAGGGCCACACUCGAGGGGUCAAUGCUAUAAGAUUUACUCCGGAUGGUCGUUGGGUUGUAUCUGGUGGAGAGGACAAUACUGUAAAGCUCUGGGAUUUAACUGCGGGGAAGCUGUUGCAUGAUUUCAAGUGUCAUGAAGGCCAGAUUCAAUGCAUAGAUUUUCAUCCUCAUGAGUUUCUGCUGGCAACAGGUUCAGCGGAUAGAACCGUUAAAUUCUGGGACCUCGAAACUUUCGAGCUUAUAGGCUCAGCUGGUCCUGAGACCACUGGAGUGCGUUGUAUGACCUUUAAUCCUGAUGGGCGAACCCUACUUUGUGGUUUGCAUGAAAGUCUAAGGGUUUUCUCCUGGGAACCAAUCAGAUGUCAUGAUGCUGUGGAUGUGGGAUGGUCUAGAUUGUCAGAUCUUAAUAUUCAUGAGGGGAAGCUUCUUGGCUGCUCUUACAAUCAAAGUUGUGUUGGAGUAUGGGUUGUAGACAUAUCGCGUAUUGAACCAUAUGCAGUUGGUAACGUUACUCGAUUGAAUGGUCAUUCAGAAACAAAAUCUAAUCCUAGUGGGAAUUUAUCCGUACUGAAUGAAAAUACUGCAAAGACUAGUUUGGGCAGGCUAUCUGUUUCACAAAAUUCAGAUCCUGUAAUGAAGGAAACCAAAAUUUUAGGAAGGCUUUCAAUCUCACAAAACUCAGAUCCUGCUGUUAAGGAGUCUAAAUCUUUCCCCUCCACAGGAAGUGUACCUGGUACUCCUCAACGGGUCAAUUUAAACACUGGUACAAAGACAACCUCAAUUAGUUCAUCGACAGUUCCUAGUGCAAUAGCUCCAAAGAGAAACAUGGCAAAGGUCAAUACAACAGCCAAUGCUUCAUUUUUCAACAGGUCAGAUGUGAUACCUGUAAUUGUCCCCAGAAAUAAUGUGAGGUUGGAGCAGGAAGCUGAAUCUAGAAAAGAAAGUGUUUCUGGAAGAACUAUGACAUUACCCUUUCAGCCAAAAACAUCUGAUUUCCGAAAGAUAGCAAACACAAGAGAUGACUCGGAGAGGCCUAUUGCUGCUGUACAUUCUGAAAUUGAGGGUAAUAAGGCUACUGAAUUGAGUGCGGUUGCAGAUAGGAACACUUCUCCUGCAGUUAAGCGCUCUAUCAUAGGAAUAUCUGCGGUUGAGAGGAAUGUAAAGGACGAUAAAUAUAUUGUUUCUGGGAAAGUUGAAAUGAAUUUAAUGACAGAACGAGUUGCCAGCUAUCAGCAUGAAAGUUACGAAACUCGUGUGCAUAAAGCGAACAGAGAUGCUUGUUCUAACGAGGGUCAAAGAGCUGACGAAACUCGUCUGCAGAAAGCAAACAGAGAUGCUUGUUCUAAUGAGGGUCAAAGAGCAGGAAGGACACGCUCGCUUGUUGCAAAUUGGGAGAAGAAAGAAAGAUUGCCUUUUUAUGAGGAUCCUGCUUCCAGCAAUCUCUCAGGGACAGCAUCUCCUGUUAACACACUCCCAGCUAAUGCGAGAGAAUACUCAUCUGCUGAACCAGAAAUGGUAUCUGCUAGCGACGAAGAUGCUAUUUCAUAUAUAAUGGAACAACACGAUCAAUUUGUUGGCUCAAUGCAGUCUCGUUUAGCCAAAUUACAGAUAGUCCAAAAAUAUUGGGAUAGGAAUGAUCUUAAAGGGGCCAUUACUGCAAUGGAAAAGAUGGCUGAUUACGCUGUUGUUGCUGAUGUGAUCAGCUUUUUGAGAGAAAAAAAUGACGCCGUGACAUUGGAUAUUUGCACUUCUCUCCUCCCACUCCUUGCAGGCCUUCUUGAAAGUGGAAUGGAUAGGCACCAAGGUAUUUCACUGGAAAUGCUGCUUAAGCUGGUCAGGGUAUUUGGUUCAGUGAUCUAUUCUUCUUUAUCGGCAUCAUCUGUUGGCGUGGAUAUUGAGGCAGAGCAAAGACUGGAGCGCUGCAAUCUCUGCUUUGUUGAGCUUGAAAAGGUCAAGCGCUGCCUUCCUGUCCUUAGUAGAAGAGGGGGGUUGAUUGCUAAGUUUGCACAGGAGCUGAAUCUUGCACUUGAAGAAGUUUCAUGAGUAAAUUUGUUUUCUUUAAAAAGUUGUACGUAUGCUAAGCGGAAGCUACUGAUUCUUUGACAUUUUACUGACAAUUGAAGGCUAAUUGACAACCUACUCUGGAUCUGCUGCUGGUUGUCGACAGUUGUGGCAACCAAGGAGCCCCUGCAUAGCAGAGAAGAAUCCUUCGAAACCUUACCAUUCUCUAACCCAAUGUGUAGUGCAUUACUUUGUAACCUCUGAUCUUCAAAGCGAAAUUAUGUAUUAAUUUCAUCAUAUAUAUAUAUAUAUAUAUAUAUAUAUAUAUAUUGAUGCAAGAGUGUCUCAGCUGAUGAAAGGAAUCACAACCACCCUUUUUUUUUUCUUCCUGUGGAAUCACCACCACUUGAAUGGUCAUAUGUCGGAACUUCUAAAUAUAUGGUAUAUAUAUUUGUUUGGGCUUU